Aspergillus welwitschiae is the source of this 2748-nucleotide messenger RNA. Its product is annotated as amidase signature domain-containing protein. NCBI's taxonomy places the organism in Eukaryota, Fungi, Ascomycota, Eurotiomycetes, Eurotiales, Aspergillaceae. The transcript is spliced from 10 exons. The coding region runs from base 1 to 2748 and encodes 915 amino acids. The record is from RefSeq and is a predicted model, not a curated record.
AUGCUGACGAGAGAAUUCAUCGAUGACAGUUUAUACAAUCACAAUUAUGGCUACUUCUCGAAACAUGCCACCAUUUUCCGCCCCGGAGAGCCAUUCUAUUUCAACGAGAUCGAGGACGGUCCAGCAUUUUAUCGCAUGCUUGGGGAACGUUACCACGAAUUUGAAGACCAGCUGGAUGAAACCAAUCCAGAUGUUGCUCGCCAGUUGUGGCACACGCCAACGGAGCUUUUCCGACCUUAUUACGGAGAGACGAUUGCACGGUACUUGGUGUCGAACUACAAGUUGACGUUGUACCCCUACCACGACUUGAUUAUAUACGAAAUGGGUGCCGGAAAUGGAACAAUGAUGAUGAACAUAUUGGAUUAUAUCCGCGACACCGACUACGAGGUCUACCAGCGGACCAAGUACAAGAUCAUUGAGAUUUCGCCGUCGCUGGCAUCGCUUCAGAUGCAAAACUUGACCGACUCGCUCGAUGCGGCCGGCCAUUCGGACCGGGUGGAGAUUAUCAACCGCUCGAUUUUCGACUGGGAUACAUAUGUGCAUUCGCCGUGCUUCUUCCUGGCGCUGGAGGUGUUCGAUAACUUUUCCCAUGAUCAGAUUCGCUACGACCUCAAGACGGAGCUGCCUCAGCAGGGUGGAGUACUGAUCGACGCCAACGGCGAGUUUCUCGAGUACUACAAUACGCAGCUGGAUCCGAUUGCUUCUCGCUUUUUGCGAGUGCGCCAGGCUGCAGCGCGGCGGAAGUUCCGCACUCCCUUGACCUCCAAGUACAUGAAAUUGAUGCGCAGUCAGCUGCCGUGGCAGCAGGGCCAUCGCUACACCCUGCCGGAGUACAUCCCCACCCGACUCAUGCAGUUCUUCGAUAUUCUGAACACCUAUUUCCCGGGCCACCGCCUGAUUGCGAGUGACUUUGACACUCUCCCGGAUGCCGUGCCGGGUGUGAAUGCGCCCGUUGUGCAAACGCGGUACAAGAGACGGACAGUUCCAGUAUCGACGCCCUUCGUCCACCAAGGAUACUUCGAUAUUUUCUUCCCUACCGAUUUCAACACUACUGAAGACAUCUACCGUGCUGUCACGGGCAAGCUGACGCAAGUGAUGAGCCACGAAGACUUCAUGCGCCGAUGGGCGUAUAUUGAGGACACGGAGACGAAGAACGGGGAAAAUCCGCUCCUAACCUGGUAUAAGAAUGCCAGCAUGUUGAUCACAGUCUAUAUAGAAACAAAAGCCAUGACUAUCCCAACCUGGAAAUCAACCGUGCACAAGAAGCGCGCAGCUCAGCUGGCCGCCAUUCCACCUGAUUGGCGUCUCCCGGAGUCCAUCACUGCCGAUCCGCCACUCAAUGCUCUUGAGGCAAUCCGCUCUUGUGAUAUUCUCACGGAGAAAGAGCUGGAAUGGACGGAGAUUAAUGAUAGUACUGUGCUGCUUUCCAUGCUGGCGAACCGUGAGAUUAGCUCCGUUCAGCUUACAACGGCGUUCUGUAAGCGCGCGGCCGUCGCCCAGCAGCUUACCAAGUGCUUGACGGAGAUUUUCUUCGAUAGGGCGCUAGCGCGGGCUAAGGAGCUCGAUGAUAUUUUGGAAAAGACAGGAAAGGUGACGGGGCCGUUGCAUGGGCUGCCGGUUUCGAUUAAGGAUCGGUUUGAUGUCGAGGGAUAUGAUACAACCGUUGGCUGGGUUGGGCUAGUUGGCAAACCCGCGCAAAGCUCCAGCAGUAUUGCCUUGUCGUUGGAGUCAAUGGGCGCGGUAUUGUAUGUCAAGACGAAUGUGCCGCAGUCUUUGAUGAUGUCUGAUUCCUACAACCAUGUGUUCGGACAAUCCAUCAAUGCCUUCAACAAACAACUGAUUUCCGGUGGGAGUUCCGGCGGCGAAGGCGCCCUCAUUGGCACGGGUGGCAGUGUCAUUGGUAUCGGGACAGAUAUCGGAGGCUCGAUUCGACCCAUGGCCCGCAGUCUUUCCAGCAUUGAACAUUUCAUGCAAUCCCUUCUCGACUCCAAUCCUUGGAACAUUGAUCCGGGCUGCAUUCCAAUUCCCUGGAGAAAGGAACUUGCAGUGAAACCCACUGGUAAACUACGACUCGGAAUUGUCUACGACGACGGCGUGGUAAAACCGCAGCCCCCAAUCGCCAGGGCAAUGCGCGAAGUUGCAAAGAAACUCAAAGAAGCUGGUCAUGAAGUCUUCGAAUGGGAUACCUCCCUCCACACCACAGGCCAAAACCUCUGGACAAAAGCCAUCCUUGCCGACGGAGGCCAACACUGUCGCUAUCUAUGCGACAUUGUCGGAGAGCCACUGAUAGAAGGGAUGGUUGUAGGGACAGAGAAAGAUGAGCUGACCAUCUCAGAACGCGAAGAGCUCGAAGAGACCAAAUGGGCCUACCAAAGCAGCUUCCUCCAGCAAUGGACAUCGAGCAACAUCGACGCCCUCCUCAUGCCCGUCACGCCCUGGGUCGGCUACCGGCCGAAAUCCUGGGUCGUCAGCUCCCAGUGGCUCGGCUACACGGCUCUCUGGAACUUGCUUAACUACGCGGCUGUUACUGUUCCGGUGGCUAAGGUGGAUGGGGCACUUGAUCAGCCGGAUCAGGAGUGGUUGGAGCAUGUGCCUAGGAAUGACUCGGAUCGGUUUAAUUGGGAACAGUAUGACCCCGACCUGGUCAAAGACAUGCCCAUCACUGUGCAAAUCGUCGGAGGCCGAUUUGGCGAAGAAAAGGCCGUUUCUGUAGCCAAGGUAGUAGAUGAGGUUCUGCAGGAGCCCUAG